Molecule: messenger RNA, 2355 nt
Organism: Magallana angulata
Lineage: Eukaryota; Metazoa; Mollusca; Bivalvia; Ostreida; Ostreidae
Exons: 2
Coding region: 201-854 (217 amino acids)
Source: RefSeq, a predicted model, not a curated record
CAAACAUUUACGACAAACAAAAAUGUAAUACUUCUCGGAACUUCUCGGGACCAAGGAUCUCUCCAGGAAGCAAAAUCUCACCACAAACAAACAAAUAGAAAUUACAAAGUGGCCUGAUGUCAUGUAAGGAACGGUACAGUAAUGCUAAAAUCAUCUGAGGAGGAUUAUUAAGAAAAAUUAAAUCAGCAAAUCUUCAAAACAUGAGGUUUUGGAGAAGAUCAAGACGACGUCAUAACUCCAGUACUCUGGAUAAUAACUCCAGUGGAAUAGCAGAUUAUUCACUUCCAGACGGCAACCGUUUUAGAUGGAACCCAUUAUUCAGGGUGAACCAUUCAGGCAGGGUUAAGCCUUUCAAUUUGUCCAUCAAUCCAUUUCUACAUCACACUCAGGAGCUGCGAGGUCAUGUGCCAAAAUGUCUGGCCCGUGUGUCGCAGUCGGAGAUUCUGAUGGGACAGCGGGUAGAAAACUUCUCAUCAGAGUGCUGGCUUCAAAACCACUUACACCAGUUUGCACACACCUCUGCUAAUGACAUUCAGAAUAGCAACAUUGAGACUGCAGAAGCGGCAGAAGAAAUGGACGACGUAGAAGAUGAUAGUCCAGUAGGAAGUGAUACAGAGAGACAUUCUAACACAUCUCUCGAUAACUUUGAGUUUGAGUCCAAUGAUGGAGACAUCCCAAGCGAGGGGAUGGAUAAUGAAUUACCCCCUGACAUUUUUAACUAUACCAUGGCUGUGGAAUUACCACCAUACUAUGAUGAACCACCACCAUCUUAUGAGGAAGCUCUGGCAGAGGAUGAGAGAAGAGAGAGACAGCUCUAUUCCUCAACUCGAUCCCGUGAUGCUUUUCUGUGGUGAAGCUUUGUUGACAGUGCUUCAUAUUUGAUCAAUAUCUAGUGGUGCAUCAGUUUGUUGAGCUGUUUACUGUAUGUAUUUGUACUGAGUUUUUGUAAGACAUUUAAUUUUUUUUUUUUUUAGUUUUGCUGUUUUGAUGUCACCUUAAUCAUGUAUAUUUCAUUGGUCUGAUGUGUAUUCUAUAUAUACCGGUAACCAGUAAGAAAUUAAUUACAACCAUAUAAAACCAUAUAGAACUCAAUUUAUAUACAUUGUUAUCAAGUAAAUCCCUUAGAAAUGUACUAGAAAGAUUAUACUCAUUACAGUGAAAUUCUUUAAUCAAAUACUCUGAUCGUGCUAGAGAAUGAGCUCUGCAUGAUACCGCAAGUGAAAUUUGGAAUUGUUGUCCAUUAUAAACAAAAGCAUUGAACCGGUUAUCUACCCGUGUUGUGAUCAUUAUAUGAAUGCAGUGCCUUGUAAUGAGUUACUUGUGAUACUGGGGAACUUGUAACUAAGGGCAAUAGUCAUGAGUUGUGGCUUCUUGUCCACCACGUCUUGAUUUAAUUAAUAAUACUGCUGUUUUCUUCAUGUUGUGUCAUUUCAUGUGCAAUUUUUAUUGUCCCAGUUAAUACAUGUCUUACCGCGAUGUUUGUCAUAAUUGUCAUGUACAUUGUCAAAUGUUCAACACUAUCUGUAUUAGGAUAACUCAUAGUACUAUUAUCUAAUAAGAAUUUUUCAAACUUUACAUUUUAGUAUGUAAAUAUACAUUAUUUUGUAUCUUUGAUAUAUAUAUUGUUAUCUACACACGAAGCAUACAUAAAAAAUGAUUCAUUUGUCUCCCCUGUACAUGUGUGCCCUGUUUUACGGUUGGAUAGUUUUGUUCGGUAUACUGACUGUUGUUAGUUGUUUUAUCUGGGACUGUCACUGUCUUCUGUUUGUCACAUUGACAGUUGAUUUUUAUCAAUAGGUAUAUGACUUAUUUGUUAUAUUUGUUAUUCAAUAUACACACAGUGGUUGUUACAUAAAUGUUUGAUUAGGUAAUCAAUUAGGAAUGAUUACAGUGUUGUACAAUAUCUAUAGGUACAAGCUCUGACAUCUGACAUGUUAUUGAAUUGUUAAGUUGUGCUGGAAUGUAAACUAUGCUAGACUCCUGUUUAGGAAAGUGCUUCACUAUUUUAGAAACUCAUAGUCUUUCUCACAUAUACAUAUACUUAUUCAUUAAGAGCGGCUGUUGCUUUUCAUUAAGGAAUUUAAUAAGAAUUGAUUCAAGUUUAAUUUGUACAAUGUCAAAUAUAGGUAAAUGUAAUUUUGCGUAUAUAAAUGUAUGUACACAUUAUCAAUUUAUACACUGUAUUUUUUGUUCAGAUUUUUGUUUUAUUUGGUUUUUAUAUACUUUUUAAUAUUACAAAUCUUUGACCAAUGUUAAUUAUAUAUGUAUAUAUAAAUAUAUACGUGUACAAUAGAACUUAUAAACCGUCUACUAGAUGUCAUGGUAAAGUUGUUUUACAAUAAAAUGUAAAAGUGA